Messenger RNA from Sus scrofa (pig), 2101 nucleotides. RefSeq names its product carbohydrate sulfotransferase 14 (gene CHST14). The record is from RefSeq and is a predicted model, not a curated record. Gene Ontology annotation, molecular function: sulfotransferase activity. Gene Ontology annotation, cellular component: membrane. Lineage: Eukaryota; Metazoa; Chordata; Mammalia; Artiodactyla; Suidae. Gene Ontology annotation, biological process: dermatan sulfate proteoglycan metabolic process; carbohydrate biosynthetic process.
GCCGGGCGGGACAUCCGGCCCAGGUCCCUCGCCGCGCCCGCCGCCCGCCGCCCGCUCCGGCGCCGCAGCCCGGGAGUCGGCCACCCCCUCGCGCCGGGGCCUCCCACCAGCGCUCCCAUUCCCUCCCCUCUCCUGGCUGCACGGUCCCCAGCCCUCGGGCCCGCCCCUAGACCGAGCUCGCCUCCCGUACAGCCCUCAGGUCGGCCGGGCCCGCGCAGGCCCCCGUCCCGGGAGCACGAUGUUCCCCCGCCCGCUGACCCCGCUGGCGGCCCCAAAUGGCGCCGAGCCCCUGGGCAGGGCGCUGAGGCGGGUCCCCUCGGGCAGGGCCCGGGCCGGGCUGGGGGCGCCGCCCCUGCUGCUGCCGUCCAUGCUGAUGUUCGCCGUGAUCGUGGCCUCCAGCGGGCUGCUGCUCAUGAUCGAGCGGGGCAUCCUGGCCGAGAUGAAGCCCCUUCCUCUGCACCCUCCCAACCGCGAGGGCGCGGUGUGGCGCGAGACGGUCCCCAGGUCUGGGGGGCUGCUCCUCGAUGCCGGGGACUCGGACUUGCAGGUGAGGCAAGACGUCCGGAACCGGACCUUGAGGGCAGUGUGCGGACAACCAGGCAUGCCCCGGGACCCCUGGGACUUGCCGGUGGGACAGCGGCGCACCCUGCUGCGCCACAUCCUCGUGAGUGACCGUUACCGCUUCCUCUACUGCUACGUGCCCAAGGUGGCUUGCUCGAACUGGAAGCGGGUGCUGAAGGUGCUGGCGGGUGUCCUGGACAACGUGGACGUCCGCCUCAAGAUGGACCACCGCAGCGACUUGGUGUUCCUGGCCGACCUACGGCCUGACGAGAUUCGCUACCGCCUGCAGCACUACUUCAAGUUCCUGUUUGUGCGAGACCCCUUGGAACGCCUUCUCUCUGCUUACCGCAACAAGUUUGGCGAGAUUCGAGAGUACCAGCAGCGCUAUGGGGCCGAGAUCGUGAGGCGGUACCGGGCUGGAGCGGGACCCAGCCCCGCAGGGGACGAUGUCACCUUCCCUGAGUUCCUGAGAUACCUGGUGGACGAGGACCCCGAGCGCAUGAAUGAGCACUGGAUGCCCGUGUAUCACCUCUGUCAGCCUUGUGCCGUGCGCUACGACUUUGUGGGUUCCUAUGAGAGGCUGGAGGCAGACGCCAACCAGGUGCUGGAGUGGGUGCGGGCACCGCCCCAUGUCCGAUUUCCAGCUCGCCAGGCCUGGUACCGGCCGGCUAGCCCAGAAAGCCUGCACUACCACCUGUGCAGUGCCCCCAGGGCCGUGCUGCAGGAUGUGUUACCUAAGUAUAUCCUGGACUUCUCCCUGUUUGCCUACCCACUGCCUAAUGUCACCAGGGAGGCCUGUCAUCAGUAACCAUGGGUGUGGGCCAGGAGCUGCUGGGGACUGGUUUUGACAAUGCCAGUUUCUGUGUUACCAUCUGCCAUACAAAGAAACCCUGGCUCUGGGGCCUGGGGCUUCUCCAGAUGGAAAAGACUGCCUUUGGAUGUUCCUUGUCCAGGGUGGGUGCCCACAGUGGCUCAGAGGACAGGGUUGGACAGGUGAUCUGGUGCUCUCCAAAGGGGAGGUUUCUUGGGGGGCCAGUGUGAUCCUUCUUGCCCUGGCAGAGCCAGAUUCCAGUUUGCCAGUGAAGCAACACAUCUGUCCUAAAGAUUGGCGGCAGGGCCCUGCUUGCCUGGAUUGUGCAGUCCACUUAGUCCACCUUAUUUUAAACCUGUGGCCAAACUCAGGAGGUCUACCAGAGCUGGGAUCCCUGUGGCCCAUUCAUCACUUCCAUGUGCCUCAGGGCUGGAGUCCGAAGUCGUGCCUUAUGAAUGACUUUUGUAUCUUUCUACUUCAGACUUAGAAUUUCCUACACUUGCCAGAUUCUUUUCAUUUUUCCAAGGAAAGGAAAACUGAAAGGGCCCUUGCCUGGUAGCACCAGGAUCUGGCCCUGCAGCAUCCAAAGAUCCCUGUGUGGCUAGUGUAUCUUGCUGCCACUUUUUUAGUGCAUUUAUUUAAAAUUUGUAUUUUUUGAUAGAACCUUUGAGAAGGCUUUGUUUUCCCAAUAGCUGAAUUUUUAAUAAAGCCAUUUUGUAUAUAAAGUCA